This is a messenger RNA of Danio aesculapii, 3657 nucleotides long. It is a transcript of the gene clmpb, whose product is annotated as CXADR like membrane protein b. The record is from RefSeq and is a predicted model, not a curated record. The coding region runs from base 351 to 1508 and encodes 385 amino acids. Gene Ontology annotation, cellular component: membrane; cytoplasmic microtubule; cell surface. The transcript has 7 exons. NCBI's taxonomy places the organism in Eukaryota, Metazoa, Chordata, Actinopteri, Cypriniformes, Danionidae.
AUCGGCCACAGACUGAGAGAGAGAGAGAGGGAGAGGGAGGACACCGCGCAACGGCAACCUGAGACGCGCGUCCUCCGUCACAGAGAUCGGGAACUUUAAUGAUUUGACGGCGAAACCGAUGGAAACGUGGAGAUGAUGUCCCAGUCCUUGAUGAUGGAUUCGUCUUUCAGCAUGUCCGGCUAUGCUGUCCUUGUGCUCGUCUCAUAAUAGACUGAUGAUCCAUUUUUCUUCUCAAGUAGCUACUUCUGCUUUUGUGACUGAACACUUGAGUCCAGCGUGAAGAACUGUGAAGGAAGCGGGACGCGUUCUUUCAAUAAUCAUUAUUAUAAAGGACCUCCAGUGGAUUCGUGAUGUCUGCAACAUACCGCUCCUUGUUCCUCUUGUUGUUGAGUUUGCUCUCGGCCGGGGCUGAGACUGAGAUGAAACGGGUUGUCGGGGACAACGGCACGUUGCCAUGCCAUUAUCCGUUCUGGCAGUCCAAUGGGCAAACGCUGGACAUUGAAUGGCUCCUGCAGAAACCCAACGUCAAGCAGCGAGUGAUCAUCACGUUCUUCAACAACGAGGUCUACACUAACGACAAUCAAGCCAGUCGUCUGUCAUUUGCUGGCGACUAUCUGAAUGGAGACGCAUCUCUGCUGAUCAGCGAUCUGCAGCUGACCGACUCUGGAGAAUACCACUGUAAAGUCAAGACCGGCGGCAAGAUCCACUGGGACCAAGUCAACCUCGUUGUGCUGGUGAAGCCCUCGAAACCGCGGUGCUGGGCGGACGGAAGGCUGCUGGAGGGCAGUGAUGUGAAACUGAGCUGUAAAUCUUCAGACGGAUCUGAGCCCAUUCACUAUAAGUGGGAGAGAGUCCUGGAUAAAGGCAAGAGUGUGGGGAAACUACCCCCCCUCGCUCUCAUCGACCUGAAGAACCCUGAGAUCGUGACCUUGAGGAACCUGACUCAGGACAGCUCUGGCCUCUACAAGUGCACCGCCAGCAAUGAUGUGGGAGAGGAGAACUGCAUCAUCGAGGUCACCAUGCAGUAUGUGCGAGGUAUGGGAGUGGUGGCCGGUGCAGUGGUCGGCGUUUCAUUCGGUGUUCUGCUCCUCAUUCUCAUCAUCUGGCUGGUUUUCCGCAAGAAGGAGAAGAAGAAAUACGAGGAGGAAGAGACGCCUAAUGAGAUCAGGGAGGAUGCAGAAGCCCCUAAAGCCAAGCUGGUGAAGCCGAACUCCCUGUCGUCAUCUCGCUCGGGCAGCUCCCGCUCCGGUGCUUCUUCUACACAGUCCAUGGUGCACAACAGCGCCCCCAGAGGCCAAAGGCCAAGGCCACCUGCUGUUGCUGCCCUCAAGGAGAACGGACAGCCUCACGGCUUCCCACAAUCACCCCCGGCCUACACACAGGUCGUUCCCAAAACCCCAGAACCACCCGUCACCCCAAAAUUCAGACCUCCUGUUCCUCCGGUGGUCAUAGGCGUCCCGCCAGGAGUCAUGGUUCCUGCUCAAAGCAAGGCCUUUCAGACAGUGUAGAGAGUAAAGAAACACAGCCUGAUGCGGGCUUCUGUACAAGACACACACACACAAUGACUCUUCCAAAAGUUGCAACUAUAAUAGGAAAACAAAUACACACACUGAAAACACUAUUAAGUAAAAGAAUAAUUAAAGAUAUAAGUCAAAUCAAUCAUAUAAAAUCUAAAUUGUUGAAUGCGUACCGUAUUUACAAGGGAAAUUACAAAGUGCUUGCCCCCUUCUGAAGUAUCAUAGGGUCAAAAAAAAGCUAAAGAGGUGAGAGGAGCUAAAGAAUGUUUCAUUCUCAUUCUUUGGUUCGGUCUCCUUGUUUUUUUCCAUAUUUUUUUGUUUUUCCUUCUUUUUUUGAACACUUGAAGGCUUUGUGGGCGGUGGGGUGGAAAGAUUUCCCCAAGUGCAGUUUAUUUAUUUAUUGAAUCAGAGAGGCUAAAGGACCAAGGACAGGCUGAGUUUAUGAAACAUGAUGGCGAGGGAAGGACCAACCAACUGAAGAGAAAUGAAGGGUGUUAUCCAAAAACCUGCUGUUGAUGGCUCUGGAAAUACGAUCUCAUUCGCAUUUUUUUCCCCAGAAACCAGCGUAAGCACUGACCACGCUUCAUACACCAAAACCCAAAGGCAAUAUUAAUUGCCUUCCUUAACAAACCACUAAGAAGGAAACUUCUAAAUGAAUGGCUCCCGAUGGACUUUCCAGCAUGCGGUUGACGUGUCUUUGAUGUUGCAGCACAGAAAGAUUUUAAUAGUUGAGUUGUCAUAUAACACACUGUGGGGCGAAUUCACUGAAUGGUUGCUCUGUUACACAAACACCACCUGUAGUACAGUUUAAUUGGUUUCCUUGUCAUUCGUUUUUGCACAAACCCCUCAUUUCCGAUGUAAAUCAGGGUAAUUACUGUACCUUUUCAUCAAAAAUCAAUGCUAAUGACUGCCACAGUGGUUUGCUUUUAUCACCCACGAUAAGUGGACAGUAAAAGAAACAGCGUAAGAGUUUUUGACUGCAUUUACACUGCAGAUCUUGAUGGUCAAUUCCGAUUUUGUGACUUUAUCUGAUUUUUUUAAUGACCCGCUUACAUCAUCUUUUAAAAGUGACUUGUAUCUGAUCGUCUGCAUUUUUACUUCACACAAUGACAAGGAAAAAAAGAGCGGGCGCUGACUGAAAGAGCGCCAUUUUCUCCAUUCCUGUAUUUAAGCUGUUCACAGGGUUUCAUUUAAAUAUUCUUUUUGACUAGUUGUUUUACUAUCUUUUAUGAGAGAAAAGUUCGCAUUUGGCCAUCUUCUUUUAAUCUAGGCUUUUUUUUUAAACCAGUAGCAUAUAAUAAUUUUUUAGGGGGUUUUCACCUUUAUUAGGACAGGACAGUAGAGAAUUCAGACAGGAAAGCAUUGGGAGCAGAGAGAGGGGAAGAAUCGGCAAAGGACCUCAAGCCGGGAAUCGAACUCGGGUCGCCGCGAGUACGUCAGUGCUAUAUGUCAGUGCGCAGUACCACUAGGUUACUGGCGCUGACCAGUAGCAUUUUAAUGUAAUGUCCAUGGCGUGAUGUAUGAAAUGGAAGGUUUGGGACUCUGCUGAAGUCUAUUCCGAAAUGAAAGAGUCAGAGAUUACGUCAUUCGUUGCGGUUUUCAAUGAUGCACGACUCGCAUAGACAGGUGAAAAUCCGAACUAUUUGCAUACACUGCAAACACAAGGGCACAGAUCUGAUUCAUAUCGGAUAAAUUUCCACAUAUGAACAAGGCCUGAAUCUGAUUUGAGUAAAUCGGAAUCCAUGUGAUUUUUUCCUGCUUGCACGUACAUAGGCCGAAUUCAAUCUGUGCCACAAAAAAAAAAAAUUCGGAAUUGGGUCACUUGAACCAUACAGUGUAAAUGCAGCCUUUGACUGUUUUCCAUCAAAUAAUGAAGGGAAGCGUUAUAUUCCAAUGUGUCAUGCCCUGAAGUGCACUUUGGAGUGUGUUCACACUUGGCAGCUUUGGUUUGGUUUUCCUUUGAGCUUGGUUACGUAGUUCUGUUCAUUUUAAUAAGUACGAACGCUGCCAUCUAAACACCAAAAACAAUGCACCAAGAGUGCUGGAAUGGUCUUGGUCUGCUUCAGAAAGAACUCUGAUGCGGUUCAUCCUAAAUAUGAACUCAACAUGGACCAAAGACAUCCAAACAAACCAAAAACAG